Symbiodinium natans is the source of this 1779-nucleotide messenger RNA. The record is from the annotation of a GenBank genome assembly. NCBI's taxonomy places the organism in Eukaryota, Dinophyceae, Suessiales, Symbiodiniaceae.
AUGGCGAACGCAACUCUGUCGGAGCUUCCGUACUGGGGAGAGAUCAACGCCAUGCACCAGUUCUGUGAAGCAAAGUAUGUCGUGUCCCCCUUCAUUGCAGAGUUUUGGAACUCCGUGAGCAACAUCCCCUUCUUCUGUCUUCCGGCCCUUUACUGCCUUUAUCGCGGUCGCAGCUACGACCUGCGUGUGAAGAUGAUUUGGAUGAGCAUGUUUGUCGUCGGCUUCGGGAGCUUUAUGUUUCAUGGCACCAUGCGCUUCGAGUGGGAGAUGUGGGAUGAGGUGCCCAUGUUUAUUAUGGUCCUCUCCGCCAUCGUGUCGAAGGACGACGUGCAUUGGAUUACGACUGGGGUGUGGAAGCACAUCGUUCAUCUCAUCAGCUUCGGCACGGCGGCCGCGGGCAUGUGCAUGUACUUGCUGCAAAGCAACUACGAGAUCUUCCUGCACUCAUUCGCUGUCGUCGUACUCGUGGACCUGGCCUUGAGUUUCAUCUGCACACAGAAGGCGGAUCCACACGGCUCGCACAUUGCCAGUGCCCUGCUCAUUGGCUAUGCGGCAUCCCUUGGAACCGGUCGCUUGUUCUGGGAAGUCGAGCGGCAGGCCUGCCACCCGGGACACGGCGGUUCGACAGCUCUGCUUCAUGUGCUUUGGCACCUCCUGGCGGGGCUUGCUGUGUACUUCGGCGCGCUCAGCGAUGCGCAGGUCCGCUAUGCCGCGCUGGGAGUUGGCAAUGCCGUUGACGACCCGCACGACCCCUGGCCAUUGGCUGCUUGGCAGAACUAUCAGGUGCUGCCGGCGCGGCGCUCUCUGAAGCAUUUCAACUUCCAAUUUGCUCCCGGAAUGGCGCCUGUGAGGUCGUCUGUCGACGAGGUAGCUCUCGAGGACUGUGGAGGUCAUCCCGAAAAUGCAGUUCGCCCAGCUGCGCAGGACAAGCUGCCGGAGGCCAAGCCUCGGCAAGUCUGCGCGCUUGCUGAGUCGGCUGCAGCCUACCGCGAGCGGCGGCGCCAAGCGGAUGCCAUUGCGGAGUUGGAACUGCAGGAGCUGAUAAAGAAGACAGCUGUGCGGACUGCCGAGGAAGAGCAGGAGUCGUCUGGCGAAAACGGAGGCGAUGCCCCGAUGCGAGUCGAGGGACCCCAGUCCAUCGCCGAAGUCUAUGCCCUGUGCAAGCAGAUGUCCGAGGCGUUUCUGCUGCCUAUUAGCGAGGUCAAAGCAUGCUAUGAGGACUUCCGCAAUCUCGAUGCUGAUGGCAACUUCGCACUGUCCGUGGACGAGUUCGAGCAAGCCGUUCGAAAGAACUGCCACUUGCGCGAGGAUGAGCCGCUACCGGCCAACUUGGCAGUGAAGUACGCGCAAAUGGACCAUGAUGGCAACCGCCUCGUGGACUUCAGGGAGUAUGUAAGGUGGAGCCAGGGUGCCAGCUGGUCGGAGCACCUUUUGGUGCGCGACGAACGAGAUCGGGAAAGCCGGAAGCUGGCCAAGAAGCUGGGUAUCCACCUUCUGGACAUCGAGAGGCUCCGCCGGCUCUUCGACAUCUACGAUGUAGAGAGAAGGCGCGUGAUCACGCAAGAGAUGUUCACGCGCGUGAUCCAAGGCAUCCUGAAGGUCACGGAGCCCAGUGACAUCCCCAAGACUCGGCUCGAUCGCUAUUGGCGCGAGAUCGACUUGGAUCGGAACGGCACUGUGGAUUUUGAGGAGUUCGUGAUUUGGAUGAUCGAUCGAGGGCCGGAGCACCUCAUGCUGCGCAGGGAGUGGAUAUCGCAGACCCUGGGUGCGGAGAUUUGA